Mesitornis unicolor (brown roatelo) is the source of this 742-nucleotide messenger RNA. It is a transcript of the gene ORC6, whose product is annotated as origin recognition complex, subunit 6. The annotation marks the transcript as partial. NCBI's taxonomy places the organism in Eukaryota, Metazoa, Chordata, Aves, Mesitornithiformes, Mesitornithidae. The transcript is spliced from 7 exons. Gene Ontology annotation, molecular function: DNA binding. The record is from RefSeq and is a predicted model, not a curated record. Gene Ontology annotation, cellular component: nuclear origin of replication recognition complex. Gene Ontology annotation, biological process: DNA replication initiation; DNA replication.
AAAAGCUGAAGAGUAUCUGCGGCUGUCCCAGGUGAAAUGCACAGGAUUCAUGGCUCAAAUGACAGCAACAAGCAGCGCUGUGAUGUGCCUGGACCUAGCAGCUAGUUACAUGAAACAACCAGUUGACAAAAGCUGUUUUAUUAAACUCUCCGGUUUGAACAAGAUGACCUACCAGAGCUCCAUGAAAUCUUUGGAGUGUUUGCUAGAGGUGAACCCCAGACUGGGAAUGCGAGACUUGGCUGUGCAAUUCUGCUGCACGGAGGCAGUGAACACUGCUUCAAAAAUACUACAGAGGUAUGAAUCCAGCCUCUCUGAAGCACAGCAAAUGGACCUUGAUUUCUCAAAGCCACUUUUUAUAACAGCUGCACUAUUCACUGCAUGCAGGUGUUUAAAGCUAAAAGUGGACAAAACUAAAAUGUUGGUUACAUCUGGGGUGAAAAAGGCAAUAUUUGACCGUCUGUGCAACCAACUGGAGAAAAUCAGUCAGCAACUCAGCAAAGAAGAUGUUCCGCAGGCUGCAGAGACACCUGAAAGCUUGCAGACCGACCUGAAGCACUGUGAGAGGGAAGAUGCUGAGGAUGAUGAGGAGGUGCCAAGUAAACGGGCAAAGGCUGAAACAAAGCAAGACUAUGAGGAAUGGAAAAAGAAAAUCCUGGAAAAAGCUGCUAAGGCACAAGAAACGAAUGUGGGACUGAAGUUUCUUGUGCUUGUAAGAGGUUCCAAAUAUUCCAAGAAACAAUAA